This is a messenger RNA of Trichosurus vulpecula (common brushtail), 1268 nucleotides long. RefSeq names its product ketohexokinase (gene KHK). NCBI's taxonomy places the organism in Eukaryota, Metazoa, Chordata, Mammalia, Diprotodontia, Phalangeridae. Gene Ontology annotation, biological process: fructose metabolic process. Gene Ontology annotation, molecular function: ketohexokinase activity. The record is from RefSeq and is a predicted model, not a curated record. Bases 296 to 1057 code for a protein of 253 amino acids. The transcript has 7 exons.
CCUCUGUGAUUGGAGGAGGGCCAGGAGGGCGCGGGUCAGGACAGAAGCCGAAGCCGGGGUUCGUACGCUGCAGCGGUGCGCUGGCAAAGCAUUCGGCCCCAGUGCCUUCGCCCCUGCUUUCCCCCACCCAGGAAGGACUGGCCAGAAAACGCGGCCGAGGGUUGGGGCCUCCUGGCGCAGAGCUGAGGCCAGGAGGUGGUGGGGUUGGGGGAGGAGCUCCCGGGGGGCGGAGCCGGGGAAACCCCGGCGAUAAGAGGCGGUGCGGGCUGCGGGAGGCUAGAGCAUAGCCGAGCUCAUGGAAGAGAAGCAGAUCCUGUGCGUGGGGCUCGUGGUGCUAGACAUCAUCAAUGUCGUGGACAAGUACCCCGAGGAGGACACGGACAGCAGGUGCCUGACCCAACGAUGGCAGCGUGGUGGCAAUGCCUCCAACUCUUGCACCAUCCUUUCCCUCCUAGGAGCUCCUUGUGCUUUCAUGGGCUCCUUGGCUCCUGGGCAUGUUGCUGAAAACUUGCCAGACGUGUCUGCAGAGGACUUUGAAAAGGUUGAUCUGAAGCGGUACAAGUGGAUCCACUUUGAGGGCCGGAAUGCAUCUGAGCAGGUCAAGAUGCUGCAGCGGAUAGAGCAGCACAACAAGAGGCUUCCCCGAGAGCAGCAGAUCAAGAUAUCUGUGGAGGUGGAGAAACCCAGGGAAGAGUUAUACCAGCUCUUUACCUAUGGGGAUGUGGUUUUUGUCAGCAAGGACGUGGCCAAGCACAUGGGGUUUCGGUCAGCAGCUGAAACCCUAAAGGGGUUGUACAGCCGUGUAGGGAAAGGGGCUAUGCUAGUAUGUGCGUGGGCAGAGGAGGGGGCAGAUGCAUUGGGCCCCGAUGGACGGCUCCUGCACUCUGAUGCGUUCCCGCCACCCCAAGUGGUAGACACCCUGGGAGCUGGAGACACCUUCAAUGCCUCUGUCAUCUUCAGCCUUUCCCAGGGGAAAAGCAUGCAGGAGGCAUUGACUUUUGGUUGCCAAAUAGCAGGCAAGAAGUGUGGGAUACAAGGCUACGAUGGAAUCGUGUGAAGGCACCAGACCUCAGAAGGCACAACCUCAGCCGGCUCCAGGGGAGUAAGGAAGCCAGGGCAUUGCUGGGUGUCUCUGCCUGCCUUGGUGUUGGGGACCAUCCAGAUUGCAGAGCAGGUGCAGCCUGGGCUGGGGCUCCUUAGCCCCUCCACACCUUGGUUCUCCACUAUCUCCAUCUUCAAACCAAAUAAACAUUCUUCCACCCAAGCCA